AUGACCAUGAGCUCGUUUUUGAUAAACUCCAACUACAUCGAGCCCAAGUUCCCUCCCUUCGAGGAGUACGCGCAGCACAGCGGCCCGGGCGGCGGAGACGGCGGCCCGGGCGGGGGCCCCGGCUAUCAGCAGCCCCCAGCGCCCGCGGCCCAGCACCUGCCGCCGCCGCAGCAGCAGCCCCAGCUCUCCCACGCGGGCGGCAGUCGCGAGCCCCCAGCCUCCUACUACGCGCCUCGGGCCGCCCGCGAGUCCUCCUAUCCCGCGGCCGCGCUCUACCCCGCGCACGGGGCGGCCGACACCGCCUACCCCUAUGGCUACCGCGGUGGCGCCAGUCCGGGGCAGCCGCCGCAGCCCGAGCAGCCCCCGGCGCACGCCAAGGCUCCUGCGCACGGCCUGCACGCGAGCCACGUCCUGCCGCCUCCUCCCCCGCAGCAUCGUGCGGCGGCCCCCGCGCCCCCGCGGCGCUGCGAGGCGGCUCCUGCCACCCCGGGCGUCCCGUCAGGGGGCAGCGCCCCCGCGUGCCCGCUGCUCCUGGCAGACAAGAGCCCGCCGGGCCUGAAGGGCAAGGAGCCCGUGGUGUACCCCUGGAUGAAGAAGAUCCAUGUCAGCGCCGUCAACCCCAGUUAUAAUGGAGGGGAGCCCAAGCGCUCCCGAACCGCCUACACCCGGCAGCAGGUCUUGGAGCUGGAGAAAGAGUUCCACUUUAACCGCUACCUGACCCGGCGUCGCCGCAUCGAGAUCGCCCACACGCUCUGCUUGUCUGAGCGCCAGGUCAAGAUCUGGUUUCAGAACCGAAGGAUGAAGUGGAAGAAAGAUCAUAAACUGCCCAACACUAAGAUGCGAUCCUCCAACUCCAGCUCGGCUUCAGCAGGCCCGCCAGGAAAACCACAAACUCAGAGCCCGCAUCCGCAUCCUCACCCCCACCAGGGCUCCUCCGCACUCACUCCUUCCUCUAUGUAAUCUUCCAGAGCUCUAGACCAGUUCUGUCCCUCACCUGCUUUUCUCCUCUCUUCUGCCCCUUUUCCCAUCCACCCGUCCCCAUCUGGACUACGACUGACCCCCAAACAAAACUCAAUUUGGUGAAAAGGAUAAUAAAAAGAAGCUGUUUUGCGGGUAAGAAAGCGUGUGAACUGGUUGCCACAGAAGAGAAGGCAAUGACCAGGAUGCUGGCUGGUGGGACAACCUGCUGGCCUGGACAAGGCUGUCAGCUUUGGAUACCCGAGAAGGACCACUUGGCAUCAAAUACUUUUGAGAUGGCUGAAGCCAGUCGCACAACUCAUGUUGAUUGGGGACAUGUACAUUUGUUGCAAGCAGAAGAAAACAGACCCUUUUCCUACCUUCCUUACCUUCCCCUCCCUCCUUAAGGCAGCUCAUAAAAGCUUGUACUGAACUGAAUAAAUGAGUAGCCACUGUGGACCUCACAAGAUUAUUUAAUUCUCAAAAAUGUAUAGACCUUGAUGGUAGAUGUGACACAUGUUAGUUUCCCUUCCUUUCAUUUAUUUAAAAUAUUGUUAUGGAGAUAUUGUCUUAUUCUGAGGCACAAUCUUGGAAGGGAGAGUGCAUUUAGUCCCACAUGCAGCUGUACAAAUUGUGGUGUUGCUCUGUAGA
Molecule: messenger RNA, 1608 nt
Organism: Dama dama (fallow deer)
Lineage: Eukaryota; Metazoa; Chordata; Mammalia; Artiodactyla; Cervidae
Gene: HOXA4
Product: homeobox A4
Exons: 2
Coding region: 1-960 (319 amino acids)
Biological process (GO): regulation of transcription by RNA polymerase II; embryonic skeletal system morphogenesis; anterior/posterior pattern specification
Cellular component (GO): nucleus
Molecular function (GO): RNA polymerase II cis-regulatory region sequence-specific DNA binding; DNA-binding transcription factor activity, RNA polymerase II-specific
Source: RefSeq, a predicted model, not a curated record